Molecule: messenger RNA, 5910 nt
Organism: Sitophilus oryzae (rice weevil)
Lineage: Eukaryota; Metazoa; Arthropoda; Insecta; Coleoptera; Curculionidae
Gene: corto
Exons: 1
Coding region: 113-859 (248 amino acids)
Source: RefSeq, a predicted model, not a curated record
GAGAUUCGGCUUACGCAGUCGGCCAUCCUCGACGGGUCCCGACCGCCAGUCGCCAGUCUCUUCGUGACGUAGUCGCGGCAUAGACGUUCCUGCAGACAGACGGUCCGAAGCGAUGUCAGGAAAAUCGAUUUCCUACCCCCACCACCACGGCGGUGGCUCAGCCGACACGACGGCCGAGCGCAGACAGCACCAGUCGAGGCCCGAACUCAGGCCACAGAACACAACUAUGGCAACGUGUUAUCCCGUGUCUUAUGAGCUGACAUCACCAGCUCAACGGACAGUGCCAGUGCCUCCCGUGCAAAAAGACUAUUCCCGGCCGUUACAUGUGGAUUGCAGUGUGGAGUACGAGCUGCCGAACGCGGCGAAACCGCCCCAAGGUGUCCGGAACGAACCGCUGCUCAUGAUCCAUCCCUGCUAUUUCCGCAAGAUCGAGAGCCAACGACGGAGCCCCUUCAUCAACAACCUCCCCGCUAGGCCGGCGACGGCUUUGAAAAGGAGAGCUCCCCGAGGACAACAGCUGCCUCAGCAAGUGCCUGUCCAAGCAGCUCCGUAUCCUGUUCAAUACCAGACCCAGGAUCGGUCCUUAUGGGAUCCACAACCACCCAUGGCUCAACCGUACUGCAAGCGAGAGAUCUUGACUUCAGCCUGUGCGAUGUACAGCACCCCCGCAUCGAGUCGCGAUUCCGGCCACUGGACUGAUCCGGAUUCACCGGAUCGGUCUUCGGAGGACAAACACAUCCUGUCCGGCAAGUACCGGCAGUACCUCAGGGCGCACCGGCUGCAUCCCUACGUGAGUUCGGCUAUUCCGCUGGCCUCCACCUUUCCCCAUCAGAUUCAGCAAGUGUGCUACAAUGUGUGAUCGCUGUGAUAUGUCUCUUUGCCGGUCGACGGCUGGUUUUAGUGGUUUUAUCUGCUCUUUUUGUGAUAAUAGUGUGUAAUUGUGCCGCCGCUGGCCGCAGAUGGUGGCGCAGGCGUCCCGACGUCCCGACGGGCGUGGUAGUAGUGAUCCAGAUGAUACAUCAGCUGUGCGAGUGUUUAUCUUCGGCUAAUCGCCCAGGAUACUUUGAUUUAUGUGGAUUAGUGAGCCUAUUUGUCUCUGUACAACGUCAAGAGGUGUGGUAUCUGCGACAAGUUUGCAUUUUCUCGUUCUUUGGUAGAGAUUAAGACUGUACCGAAAGUACACUUUAAAUCCUUGCGAAGAAAUAUAGCUUUAAUAUUAUUCCAAUUCGAAAAUGUUUAAAAAACAUACAUGUCUCAAAGUUACACUUCGGCAGAAAGGCCAUUCCAUUCUAUAAUUUAUUAUUACAGUUUGUUUCAAAUCUGGUAAAAUAUAAAAACACUGAAUGCAUGGAUAAAAACAUACAUUUAUUAGUAAAUAAUACUUUUACCAAAUCCAGAACGAACUACGAUCAGAAUUAUAGUUUAGAUCUGCUUUAAACCGAAGUAAAAACCUGUCUCCGACACUAAAAAAAUUCUGUAAAAUCAACGAAUUAAAUUUCUCUGUUUAAUUGAACUUUAUUAGUUAAUUUUUCGUUGUUUUGUUGAUGUUUUUUUUGUAAAUAUAUAUCCAACCAUUUCAUGUAAAAAUUAGAAUCCACAAAAAUAAAGCUUUAAUGUUCAUACUCUACACAUGUCGUGUGCCAUUUUCUUUGUAAAUUUCGAUAUCUUAUUAAUUUCAGAUAUGUGUGUGAUUACAAAAAAUAUUUAAAUAGAUAACAUCAAAUUACUUCUAAUUGUAUUUUUAUAUUAUGCCAAUUCCGCUGUGCGGGCCAAAUCAUUCUCUGGCAACUCGUCUCAAAGUUUAAUGUAUCCAAUCGGGAAGAAUCAAAUCACCAUCCGUUCGUAAAUGUUAAGCAUCUGGAAUGACAAGAAAAUCAUUUGGAUGAGAAAUUGCCAUUACUCUAUUUUCAGUCGGAUGUAAAUGCCAAAUGCCAUAUUACAUCAAUAGAAAUUGAAAUAUUCCAUUGCGGUACAUACAAAAUUUCUUGUACAUGUAUUGCUUUCAAAAAAUGCAAUAAUUUAGGGUUUAUAACACGCCAGAAUCGAAGUUUGAGUUUGUAAUGAAAACAACUUAUUAUAAGUUAAUAAUUGAAAAUGCGGAUGUUUCUAACUAUUAGUUAUAAUUUAAUUAAAUGAAACUGUCGCAAACUACUUCCUAUUAGCAAUUAUUGUGAGGAUCUAAUUUCAGGUAAGUCCAAUCAUUUAUUAACUUUUUAUCCUGGUUUAUAACAGGGUGCAAAUAUUUAAAUUAACUUGAUUAAUUAAAUAAAAAAAGUCAACAAAAACUUUUGAUAAAUUGAAAAAUAACUGUGAAAGUUAUAAAAAAAUUUCUAUAAAGCUAUAAACAUUAUUCUUAUAAACAAAUAAACCCUAUAUCUAUCCAUGAAGUACAAAGUUACACUUGCUGUUGUAACAUUUAAAUAAUUUUAAAAAAUCGAAAAAUAAUAAUUAUUUUUCGAUUAGAUUAGGUUGAACUUUUAUGUUAUAAAUUUUACAAUUAUUGUAAAAUUUAUAACAUAGAACACGUAUACCUACUUAACAUCUAUUCAUCUAUCAAAAUUGAGAUUAAAAUGUUGGGCCGAUUUUUGAAGUUAUUUUGUGUGAAUCCAUUUAACUUCUAAAUGGCAGAGGUUUAUUUUGAACUCGUGAAGUGACAGUAAUUCUGUAUUCGAAUACAUUCAAUUCGUAAACUCUAAUACUGAACUAACUUCUUCUGGUGUCAGAAUAUAUUUUUAUUUCCGAAGGCUAUAAUCAAUAUCAAAAAAUAUGCUGGUGUCAAAAAAACUGUUUUAUAUCUUUUUUGAAACAACUUUAUGUUGAUCAAGCCAACUUCUGUCUUUUAGUUCAUUCCAAAUUUGUAUCGACAAAUUGUUCAGCAGUAAGUACUUUGCACUCCGAACAUUAGAUAAUACUAAUUUUAUUCCCAACUUAAGACAGUCUUGGUCAUUUUCCAAAAAAUUCCUUUGAUCUAAGCAGGCGACUUUUUUUGAGGAAAUCGAGGCAUCGGCAAAGUUUACAGAAUAAAAUAUAUCGGCGACCGAUGCGAUGUGGAAAAACGACACGCGUCGUAGAAAUGUUAAUCGAUAUCGGGCAGAGUUACGAAGAUUUAGCCAUUAGAAAAAAACGAUUAAAAUUAAAAAAAAUCUUGAUUUUUUGCACACCCUAGUUUAUAAUUACCUUGUUGUGAAGUUAAAGAUAAACAAUAAUAUCAUUAAGUCCUGAAAAUCAAAUUGAAAAAGAAGUUUUUUCAAAAGUUUCUAAUAACAGAUUUAAUCUUGAACAGAUUCAGUCUAUUUUCUGAAUGAACUAAAAAACUUAUACUUACGUUAUCGAGAAAUAAAUCUUUUUGCAAUAAAAUCCCAUUUUCUCCAGCAGUCAUAAGUUCAUUAACAUAUUUAUUUUUAGUAAUAAUUGCUUUUAGGAAAAACGUUAGAAAUGUUUGUUCAGCAUUUAGAAUAAUAUUUAAACACGUGGAACAUCGUCAUAUUCUUCUAUUCCGAGAAAAAAUACAAUUAUAGAAGUCAUUGUAAUUAAUACAGAAACAUCCGGCAUUUUAUUAAAGCGAUUGGUGUAACGACCUCACAAUUAAAAUUUUAUUAUGCUAAAAGAUUCGUCAUACAUAUAGCACAUAUUUUUAUUUCUUUUCAUUAUUUCUUAUAUGAGAAAAGUCAUAUAACCUUUUAUAGUUUGUUUUUCAUGGGUUACCCCAUCAGACUGUACCUAAAUCUUCGUCUAAUGGAAAUAAAUUAGCUUAUGACGGUGCAGAAGCUAUUAAUUAAAAAAGUUUAAUUAUGAAUUACAUCAGCCAUUCAGACCAAGAUGGAAUCUAGAGGUAAUCAAUUUAAGAAAGUUUUUGGAACCGUCGCCUAAGUAUAAAGUUAAAAUUUGCUUAUUACUUUGAGAACAUCGUUUUCUUAUGAAGUUAGUGCGAUUUCAGACAGUUAUUGUGAUGAAUUUGACUUAUUUAUUUGAAUUCCAUUAACUGGUUCUCCUGCAUUAACCGGUUUUUAAUCUUUAUUGACCUUCUAACAUAAACUACUUCACAAUCUUUUGGAGAGAUAUUUUAUUAACAAUUCAUAUGGAUUAUUUUAUAUUUUUUGGUAUCUUUUUAUGUUAAAAUAACAAAAAAUAUAUAAAUUUACAUUUUUGAACAUUUUUUUGAUUGUUUUUUUCAAAUUUGAAAUACUGGAACUCCAAUAAAAUCUUACAUUUCAGUAUGUAUAUCUUUUUUUCUUACAGUUCAGUAUGAACAUUUUAUUUUUGAUGGAAUUUUGAUCUUUGAUACUUUAGAAAGAAAAAGUUUUCAACCAAUCAAUUUUGAUAUUAUCUAUACGUUACAUAACAUUAAAUUGAUUAUUACAACUUUUUUUUCAAAGGUCUCAAAGACUUCUUAUAUUUCCAUUAAGAGUGGUGCGACCCGCCUCAGUUUCCGUUUAGUGUCCAGGUUUUGCACGCAUAGGCCAUGACUGGUAGUACACAUUGGUCGAAUGUUUUCUUCUUUAGAUUCUUCUUUAGAUUUAGAUCUUGUAUUAUAAUAUUAUAUUUUGUAAAAAGUUUAAAAAUUUAGAUUCUUCACUUUUUCAAAUCAAUCAUUUUCAUUUCCAAAAAAAAUUCAAAUAAUGAAUUUUCCAAAACCAUACAUGUCUGUAAGUAUUAAAUUUAAACAGCAGUCAAGGACAGAACCGGUAUUAUUUUGUAAUUGUUAAACUAAAACUCUAUUUCAUCAGUAAUAACCAGAUUCAGGUCAAGCAAUUUGCUCAGUCUUGUUUAAAUUUGAUUAAAAAUCCCCAUUUUCUAAAAACAUGGUUGCUUUGAGCAUAGGAUUAGUUGCCAUAUAAAAACCUUAAUAAAAAAAGGUCAUCAAAUACUUGUACAAUAAUUUCAUCUUAUCUGAGAAUCUUGAAACUUCAUUUUUGUAUCAAAUCUUUAUCUUAUUACAUUUAUUUAGUACUUAAAUUAAUAAAAUUACUUAUAAAAUUGUUAUUUUUGUGUUGUGGAAAUUCUGUUAUUAAUAUUGUUUCUCCGAAGUACUUUAUCCAAAUAAAAAAUAUCUUAGAAUAUGUCAUUGCUAAUGAUUAAUGUAAAAUAUCAAUUUAAUUGUCCAUUUCUCAUAACUGCCUCUCUGAAAUUGCUCACUGAUAAAACUAAUAACAUUACAUUCAAACAAGAUCUAUACGCUUAUCAAAUUAAUUGUUGUUAUUUCUGAGUCAUUUAAACUGCCUAUCAUAACAAAAAAACAAAAAAUGUGUUAAUUAUUUGCUUUAGGUUUACUUUUAUCUUUUUUUUUUGUUUUGUUUCUCGGUCUCGCAACAAAACGAUGUUCUCAUUAAAAUUUCCCCUUCGCGUUUCGUUCAUGAAUAAAUAUGGCUUCCAUCUCGGUCUGCGACUGAAAACUGUCAAUUUAAUCAAGUUGGCCUUGGCCUUUUAAGUUCUGAACACAGGGAUAUGUAAUUAUUAGUUAUAAAUAACAAAAGGACUUAAAUAAUCAUAUUUUUUUAGUGUAUUUGAUAUAUGAAUCAUAUAUCAAGUUAAUUUAUAGUGGCAUUAAAGCUCGGCAUAUGGUUCUCAUAACAUUUAGAUCAUUUAAAUUUGUGAAAUUUAAUGUGAAAGUACGGAAAUUACUUUUAUAGUGUGUUUUGCCUUAGGUUACUAAACCUUUUCAUUACUCUAAUUAGAUGAAAAUAUACUUUGUAUCUGUGGUAGGUUUAAAAACCGUUUUAGCGGAAAGAACUUGUCCCUGUUUCUAAAAGUAUCAUAAAAAGAGAAAAUGAAGCAAACCAAAGAUUACUCGAUAAAUAUGUUCGUUUUUAGCGUGUUGCAAUUUUUAUAUUUAGUUUGAUUAUUUAUAAUUAUAUCGUGUGAUUCUUAAAAGUGGCUCACCCCUAUAACUUUUUUAUUUAUCCAGAUAAA